Plasmodium coatneyi is the source of this 926-nucleotide messenger RNA. RefSeq lists its product as uncharacterized. The record is from RefSeq and is a predicted model, not a curated record. NCBI's taxonomy places the organism in Eukaryota, Apicomplexa, Aconoidasida, Haemosporida, Plasmodiidae. The coding region runs from base 252 to 926 and encodes 224 amino acids. The transcript is spliced from 8 exons.
GCAAAGUUAUUUCCACCUCUUACACGAUAAUUUGUUCCGCGUUUUCUUCACUCCCUACGUUGUCUGUUCACCCCCUUUUUUGUAAUUCACUUUGUUUGUCAUUUUGAAAAUGAGGUGCGUCAUCCGAGGGAUAAGCUACUUUUGUCUGUUCCUGGCAGUUGCCAAUACCGUGGCGUCCGGAUUCAACUUCGACAACGGGAUAACGCAAAAGAAAUAUUUGGUCCUUCCAAGUAUUCACCUUUUCCCCUCAAAUGAUCUACAUCACCAAAUGGGGUGACACGAUACCCCUCCUGAUUUGCCUAAUCCCUUUUCCUUUCUUCCUUCCAGAAUCGUAUUUCGACUGCAAAAAUUAUAAUGUUAUAAGUAAAAGGAGAUCCUCCCUCAGCGUAAACCACGGAGAACUGUACUGUGAUGAAGACCCCUUCUGCAAUUACUUCCUAUACAAUGCCACAAAGCAAGAAAUCCGACUUUGCUAUGACAAAAAAUUUGUCCUUAAAAGACCAAGACAUGACGAACUGUGGCUUACCAGCGUGAAGGAAAAAAUAUUUGAGCAAUUCUCCCCCGCACUUGUAAACGCACAAGGUAUAUGUAACCACAAGGUGGAGAAAUUUUACUUCCAAACCCUAAAUGAGGCCAUAAAAAAGGCAAAGGAAAAAAUGCAAAACUUUAUGGUACUGAAUUUUCAACCUAUUCCGAAGGAUGGUAACAAAAUGGAAAACAAAAUUGAGGGGUACUUCUGCGAAGUCAUAGAUUACUUCGUCGAUCGGGAAAGUUACGUCGUGUUCGAUUUUGCCAAAUUGGAAAAUCCUCAUCAGUCAUGUCUCAGGACGAAGAAAUGUGAAACACGCGGAUCGAUACAACCAGAUGAUAGCAAAUAUGAGGAGGGCGUCAACCCAGGAGAUGUAGUAGAAGCUCACAAAUUUUAA